Molecule: messenger RNA, 1157 nt
Organism: Galdieria sulphuraria
Lineage: Eukaryota; Rhodophyta; Bangiophyceae; Galdieriales; Galdieriaceae
Exons: 2
Coding region: 28-1095 (355 amino acids)
Biological process (GO): Golgi calcium ion homeostasis; manganese ion transmembrane transport; Golgi calcium ion transport
Cellular component (GO): Golgi apparatus
Molecular function (GO): manganese ion transmembrane transporter activity; calcium ion transmembrane transporter activity
Source: RefSeq, a predicted model, not a curated record
UGUGAGAUAGAGAAUCUGUUCAUGAUAAUGUCAGUUCGAAGAAAAGUAUUUGAAUGGUUUCCUCAUUCUAGUUAUCUUUUGGUACUCCUUUGCGUAUUUUGUUGCUUGUUUAUUUGUGUUGACAGCUUGCAAAACCAGCAACGAUUCAACGUUAUAUCAGGGAAACAGAGUGUUGUAGACAACUUGGCUCACCACUCGAGUUGGUUUCCAAACACUCCAACACGAACUUCUGUUACCGGCGACUUGGCAGAAGAAACAACUAAAGGAAUAAGUAAACUAUUCCCUUUUCUUGAAAGGAUGGAUAGAAGAGCCUUUCUUCCUUCUUUCAUUCAGUCACUUUUCAUGAUUCUUGUGACGGAACUAGGAGACAAAACUUUCUUUAUUGCGGCAAUCAUGGCCAUGAAAAACUCACGCAUUUUGGUAUUUCAAGGAGCACUAUGUGCACUUUUAUGUAUGACCCUUUUAUCUGUCGCACUGGGUAAAACGUUUCCUUUGUUAUUUAGUAAGAAAUACACGAGCUUAGCUGCCGGGGUUUUAUUUGCUUAUUUUGGCAUUCAGUUAUUAAGAGAUUGGUGGAUAUCUCGUUCAAAUAAUACUUCAAAUGUAGAUGACGAGUUGAAUGAAUUGGAGGAACAAAUUACUACAGGAUCUUAUCACAGUGAGUCAUCCGAAAGUCGACUUCAUAUGAGUCUGAGUUCCGAUUCAAUUGGUUCACGCAACAAAUAUGCGAGAAGCAAUAGUUCAUCUGCUUCCAAUGGUCAACUUCAUCAUAACACGACCGCUCCAACAUUUUAUCCAUUUGUUUCCCAUGUGGCGUUACAGUUGUUCUCACCUGUAUUUGUUCGUUCAUUUAGUUUAACAUUUUUAGCUGAAUGGGGAGAUCGUUCUCAAGUGGCAACUGUUGCAUUGUCAGCUUCGAAAGAUAUGUACGGUGUUUGUAUCGGUGCUAUUGCUGGUCAUUUUGUGUGUACUGGUUUAGCUGUACUUGGGGGAAGAUUACUUGCUAGUCGAAUAUCGGAACGAACAGUUGGUUUUAUUGGAGGCAUACUAUUUCUUGUCUUUUCGGUUCUUUCUUUUUCUGGACAAUUGGAAUAAAUAUGUCAAGAUACGCAUUCUCCUCCCUUUUAAAAAAUGGAAAGAAAAAUGAGCCAUUCUAA